UGAAAGCAGCAUAUCGAUAUUUUUUAUUAGAAUUUACACGCAAACAUGUACUGUAUUUCUUUAUUUGGUGCAAUUCUAACUCUGACUGCUAGGUGGCAGCAGUUUUUCCUGCCUUCAUCCUAGGGCGGGGCAAUAUGGCCUAAAGUAAAUAUCACGAUACAUUGAGGAUUUCACCUUGAUUACGAUAAAUGGACGAUAACUACAUGUAUGCGCAGAAACAAAAGUUGUCCGGGUGUCACAUGCAUUACGUGACUCAAGGUGGUGCAGCGACGUUGCCAACCUACACACAUCUUUUCAUUGUUUUACUAUCAAUUUUAUUGACAUGGGAAACAUUUUCUUGAUAAGAGUUAGACAUUUUGAUUAGGGCUGCCACAAACGACUAUUUUAUUAGUCGAGUAAUUGCCAGUUUUGUUGCUGAUUAGUCGACUAAUCGUGUGUCAUGCAUUCUGUCACACGCCCACAGAUACACACCUUUUCGAUGGUCGUCUCAUAUUUCCUUUCUGUCAUUGUGAUGAAAUGUACUCGGCCUGGUUAAUUAUUUUGUAUAGUAUUCUGGGUUGAACUUCUUGAUCAUAUCUUUAAAACCUUGAUCUCCGACCAUGAAUGAGGUCUCGUGUCUAUUACCAGCAUGUUCAAAAUGGCCUUGGUCAGGACGUUGGCUUGUUGCAGUGUGCACGUGUUUGGCCUUGUAAGAAACUUGUCCGUUGUAGAAGAAGAGCACUUAGCACUGUAACGUAGCGGUUAGCGUUUGUAACAUUAAAGCAAAUACGUGACAUAGAUACGUGUUCUAAACAUAUAAUCGCCAUCACUACUAUUGUUGCUACACCUAUGAUGCUAGCAGCUAACAAGAGGUAAACUUAGAGGCGACUCUUUGUUCUCCGCCGUCACGUGCUUCCUUUUAAGAUGCUCGUGCAUCGUCGAUGUGCUCCUGUGAAACAAGAGUUUUACCUUACAGAGUUUGCACUCUACUUCUCAGUUGUUUUCAUAAAAUGCUCACAAACCAUUGAGCUCCGUUGCCGACUCGCCAUGAUGCGAGUAAGUGAUUCUGAUUUGAAUGCUGAGCUGCAGUGGCACUACUGCGCAUGUGCCUCGACUCACGUAAGCAGCGGCUGACACGGGUGGCGGCUAGCGCACAUGUGCGUUGAGCAGAGAGGCAGGAAGCAAAUGCCGAACGUGCCGCAGCAGGUGAGAUUUAAAAAAUGCUCAUACAAUAAACAACGCGUCGACUAUUAAAUUAAUCGUCGUCAUGACGCGUCGACUAAUCAUGGCAGCCUUAAUUUUGAUAACGAUACAUUUUCGAUUUAAUACCCAGCCCUACUUCAUCCCAAUGAAAUGAGAUUUUGCAACAUCCCUGGAUGUAUCUAAGAAGCUUCUGGGCUGACUUCUCCAGUUACAUUCAGUCUUAAAAACCGAACACUGUCUGGCUUUAAAAAAAAUUAGCUUUUAGCAUCGUAACAUAUCAUAGGGUUAGAGUUGUGAUAUAUUACUUAUUUCCACAUUCUCGCCAAUCCGUCCUAAUGCAGAAGAUCCAGAGACAAGAUGGUAAAUUGGUUUUCUAGUUCAUGCUUUAUUUAUUUGAGCCUUAUACCUUGGCAAAAAGGAAUCCCCAGUCCUGAUUGGCUGGAGGCUAUCAAUAAUCCAUGUCUGUUUUAUUUCUGUAUAACUGAACACCCCUAUGAACCAUUGUACAGUUGCCCUUAAAAACCAACGUUCCAGAAAGCGGCGGGCAUUUAGUUUCAGUCGCGCCGAGACACAAUAAACUGGUUUCAAAAGACUUUCAAUAUCCCAAAGAGUCAUGGCUGAUGAAUAAAUUAGCUUUCCAAAGCUCAGUUAAUGCAUUUGUCAAGUUAAACUGGAUCAGUAGUCUUGUUUAUCUAAGCACAGAGGCAGAUUCAUGCAAGAAAAUACAGGAAAUGACAAAUGUUUUGUGCCCGCCUGGGCAACUUUUCCUCUAGUUUGAGAGCGUACGUGUCAAAUAUAUUUUUGUCUCCUGUGCUGGUUGGAAGGCUGCUGGUGCAGGUCGGAAACUUGCUGCUGUGUGGUUGCAAACUGACAGCAGUACUGAAGUUCUGAGUUAAAUGGAAAAGCGUGAGGGCAUUAUUGGAAAAGGAAACCAGACAAACACGGUUUGCUUGUUCUGUAGUUUUUUGUGGUCCGCCCUAAAUCCCCUUUUGAUCUUUCUACUCGGUGAUAACAGAAGCGAAGCUGAAAUUCAGGUUGCACGUUUGUCUCCUGGAGCAAAGAUGUAAGUUAUCCAAAGCAAGCCUGAACUGGUUAAUGGAAUCAUGAAGUCUCGGCUUGUUCUUGUCGACAUUCUUUUCUUCCUUACCCAUCGUCAUGUGCGCCCUGUCAUUGCAACAGGACGUGAUCUGGCAGAGUACUUCCUGAGGUAUGUCGUCUCGUAGAUGCGUUUUGCACCGGCAUUGUUCUGCAUGACAAUGGACACGCAGUGCCGCUCUCACAUGCUUCUUGGACACCACAAAAACUGUUCUGUGGAGCUUUUUUUUUACCUCUUUCCUAUAAGGCAGUUGUAAAGGACAACCUCUUGUAGUUGGCGUCUAAGCAUUGGAUGCGGUUACGUCGAGUUAGUUUCUGUUUGGUUGUGGUCCUGCGUUGUUGUGCCUUUGGGUCAGAACAACGAGGGGAUUCUGUCUUGAGAUCAACUUUCUCCUGCAGGUGAAGCUGAUGAAGUACAUCUGUAAACAGCUGCAGUGCAAGCAGAAAGUGCCGGAGACGGAGAGACCCGAGGCCCUUAACAGCUACCCACGCUUACGAGACUGGCUUCGCACCAUCAACCUGCGACCGGAGCUCAUCCAGGCAGUUGAGGUGAAGCUGUCCCUGGAUUCUCUCCAGCAGAUGACAGGUGCUCAGGUGAGAGAUACCAUGAGAAGACUGGAUUCCACCUCAGAAGAAUGUGCUAAACUCAGUGCUGCCCUCUCCUGUCUGAAGAGUGCUACUGAAUCAGGAGGAGAGUUGAGAGAAGACGGUGUCUCUUGGGUGUCUGAGCCCACCAGGAGGGACAGUGGCUCUCUACUGACUGCAGAUCAGCUAACCAAUUUGGGAAACACCCUUCGCCCUCACAGUCCAUCACCUCUAGCCCGCCCUUGUACCAUUCAGUCCACCCCGUCAACUCCGUCUGCCAUCUUUCCUCGUCCCCGUUUGGGCUCGGUUUCGGCGGCGCCCACACCAGACGCGUUCGCGUCAUACACUCACGGCGAAAUCCCUCUCACGGAUCCUUUCCCUACGCCUUUAUAUCGGACGGCCCGUCUCCAGGGACACACCUCCACUCCACCCGUAACUCCACCCUCAAAGAGGCGGCACCGGCUGAAGCCGCCGUGCACUCCUCCACCUCCAUCCCGCAAGGUGCUGCAUCUGCUUCCCAACAUCUCCCUGACGCGCAGCAAGAGCCACGAGUCCCAGCUGGGGAAUCGCAUCGAGGAUCACAAGUGUGGUAAAAAGAACACGCACGUCAACGGUAACGGAUGUGAGGAUUCGCCGUCUCGCUACCCCGUCAUGUCUGCGCGAACCCCUGGAGGUACCCCCUCUGCUCCCACCACAGCACAUUACACCCUUCCAGGGACCCCCACCCUGAUGGAGGAGCACAGCGUAGUAAAGAACAAUGUAGCAGUGCACCGCAGUUCUCCGCAGCCAGUGAGGAGGGACAUCGGUCUAGCAGUCACACACAGGUUUUCUACCAAGUCUUGGUUGUCUCAGACGUGCCAAGUGUGCCAGAAGAACAUGAUGUUCGGCGUCAAAUGCAAACACUGUCGGUUAAAGUGCCAUAAUAAAUGCACAAAGGAGGCUCCGUCCUGCAGAAUCUCCUUUCUACCAAUUGCCAAAAUCAGAAGAACAGAGUCCGUUCCCUCUGAUAUAAACAACCCUGUGGACCGACCACAAGAAGCACCGCAGUUUGGUACGCUACCAAAGGCCAUCACAAAAAAGGAUCACCCUCCUGUAAUGAACCAGCUGGACUCCAGCAGCAAUCCUUCCUCCACCACGUCCUCCACACCCUCCUCCCCAGCACCCUUCCAGCAGAGCAACCCCCCCAGUGCCACGCCACCGCCCAACCCUUCACCCAAAGGCCACAGAGACAGCCGCUUCAACUUCCCAGCUGCGUGUUACUUUCAGCAUAGACAGCAGUUUAUCUUCCCCGACGUUUCCAGUCCUUCAAGUUUGUGCUCUGAUGUCAUCGAAGACACGGUCAGCGAGAUGCAGCAGUGUGCAGAUGACAUUCAUACCCAGCUGGUUGAAGAUGAAGAUGAGGAUGAGGAGGAAGGUGAGGAAGACGUCGAAGAUGAAGACGAUGAUCAAGGAGACGAGGCAGAGGACGAUGAUGAAGGGGAGGAUGAAGAGGAGAGGGAGCAGAUGAGGAUGAAUGUGGGCUCGGACGGUGAGUGCGACGAGCUGGACGAUCUUCCCUGCUCCAGGAGGAACCAGUGGAAGGGCCCCAUCUCCCGUAAGCCCAGUCAGACCAGCGUCUACCUGCAGGAGUGGGACAUUCCCUUUGAGCAGCUGGACCUCGGAGAGCUCAUUGGAAAAGGUCGCUGGGGCAGAGUGCACAAGGGUCGGUGGCAUGGCGAGGUCGCCAUCAGACUGCUGGAGAUUGACGGGAACAAUCAGGACCAUCUGAAGCUUUUUAAAAAGGAAGUGAUGAACUACAGGCAGACCAGGCAUGAGAAUGUGGUCCUGUUCAUGGGGGCCUGCAUGGCCCCCCCGCACCUAGCCAUCAUUACCAGCUUCUGUAAAGGGAGGACGCUGUAUUCAGUGGUACGGGACAGCAAGCACAAUUUGGACAUCAAUAAAACACGACAAAUCGCCCAGGAGAUUGUAAAGGGAAUGGGCUACCUUCACGCCAAAGGCAUCGUCCACAAAGACCUGAAGUCCAAGAACGUUUUCCAUGACACCAAUAAAGUUGUGAUCACUGAUUUUGGCCUGUUUGGGAUCUCUGGGGUGGUUCAGGAGGGGAGGCGUGAGAAUAAACUAAAACUUCCACACGGCUGGAUUUGUUACCUUGCACCAGAGAUCGUGCGUAAGAUGAGUCCAGGCAACAACGAGGACCGCUUGCCUUUCUCCACAGCAGCAGACGUUUACGCCUUUGGAACAAUUUGGUAUGAGCUUCAAGCGAGGGACUGGCCAAUCACCAACCAGCACAUUGAAGCCACCAUCUGGCAGGUGGGGAGUGGGGAGGGCAUCAAGAAGAUUUUGUCAGAGACCAACCUGGGCAAGGAGGUCACGGACAUCCUGUCUGCCUGCUGGGCGUACGACCUGAGAGAGAGACCCACGUUCACCCAGCUGGCCGACAUGCUGGAGAAGCUGCCCAAGCUCAACCGCAGGCUGUCUCACCCAGGACACUUCUGGAAGUCUGCAGAGUCUCGAUGAAACGACGUCGGACUUAAAUCCAUCCCCGUCAUCCCCUCAGCUCAUCUGGUUUUCAGCUGUGAUCAAACCCAGAGAGUUUCAUCAGCUGUUUUUGUUUUGUUUUCAGCAAAAACUCUUAAAAUACUUACUCUUCUCUGCUUUUCAUCCUUGAUUUGCUUUUUCACACUCUUUAUUUGCUUUUGCCAGCACUUGUCGCUUCACUACUCAUCCAUUGCUGUUUGAAGGGCAGUUUUCUCACAGCAAAUUAAAACAAUCAGAGAAAAAAGCUGCAACAGAAAACUCUAAAUCUCUCCUCUGUGUAGAAUGAACCCCAGCUUCCUCACCUGCUGAAUGUCUCUAGACUAAUGAACAGUCUUCUUUUCAGCGUAACUCCUGCAGUAACACCUUUCUUCUCCUUUGCCCCCUCUUUUUUUAUCUUCCUUCUCUAAUCUAGGUUGUAGCAGCCGCUCUGAAACAUAAGCAAUGCAAAACAAAGCCUGGGUCUGCCUUGCAUGCUCCUGAAUCCUUAACUCUUGCAGGACCGAUCAAAGAAACGUGCGCUGCUUCCACUAAUCCACAGUCUGAUCUUCCAUCUCUAACUUUAUUAUUGGCUGGAGAAGAUCGGUGGACUCAAAUGUGACCGUGGGGACGGGGGGACAGCCGCUCUUGUCCUCUUCCCUUGCUUUUCCCCCUUUCUCUCUGCCUUCCUGUGAGUAACUGGAUUGUAUGCCGAGCCCGGCGGCGUGCUGCGGUCUGUGCCUGCUGACGGCUGUUCACCUUCUCUGCUGCUGCGAUGAUGAUGAUGAUUAUAUGGUGGUUCUCCCUGGGGACCUGGCCACAUGGCGCCAUUUUUAUUUUUUCUGAGACACAAAGACACUGCUGGACAUGAAAUGGACCCGAUCACCGCUCUGUUUAUCCGUGUUCUCCUGGAGGGCUCCACAUGUUGGAGAGAUUCUCUCUCUCUCUCUCUCUCUCUCUCUCUCUCUCUCUCUCUCUCUCUCUCUCUCCUCUGCUCACUCUUUUUUAAUUUUUAUUUUUUAUUUUUUGUAUUUUCAAAGGUCUGUGUGACGGCGUGUGCUCAUGCCUGGACACAACAUGUACUUUGUGAUUUACUUUUCUUUUGCAUGCUGAUAUUUGCAGUGCUUAUGUUACAGUUUUCCUCUCCAGGAGCGGCUGGUCGGAGUUUUCUGCUCACUUUUGUCGUCUUUUAAUUGAUUAAUUUUUUUCCUUUUCUUGAGUACAAUCUGGCGAAUCACUGUUUUUGAGGCACGUUAAAGUGGGUCACUGACCGAAGUGCAUGUGGAAAUAAAAACAGGUGAAACCUGAGCAGAAACAGAAAACUACUGACUAUUUAAGAAAAAUGCAUCUGGAAAAAAAUAAGAAAUCUUUGGUUUAAAGAAGAACCUGGUGCAAAAGUGUCCAGCCUCCUCAUGUGCACACUCAUGUACUCAGGCUUUGGCUGGUGUGUAUUUUUCUGUGGGUGCAUGUGCAGCUGGGUGAGCGGAUGACGAUGUUUUUGUAAAAGACUGCUGUAAAUCUGUAAACCCAAUGGUAUGUGAUGUACAUACAUUAUUUAAUCUACAGCAAAUUAACACAACUCUUCUAAUCUUUGUAAAAGAAAAAGAGAAACCGUGCUUUUUCUGAACAGGUACUGCUAUCGCUGCGACAGAUGUGUACAUAUAUAUAUUUAUAUUUUUUCAUGUAAAAAAUCUGUAAAAAGCUGUACAUUUUUAAAGGAUGGGCCAAGUCAUGUUUUUUUAUGUUGUAUUGUUAAAAUUCAUAUUUUUGUAUUGCAUGUGAUGACCACUCUGUACACACAACUUGUUUCCAUCCAUGGAGGACAAUAAAACUGGCUUGUCAUGCAA
Molecule: messenger RNA, 7223 nt
Organism: Nothobranchius furzeri (turquoise killifish)
Lineage: Eukaryota; Metazoa; Chordata; Actinopteri; Cyprinodontiformes; Nothobranchiidae
Gene: ksr1a
Product: kinase suppressor of ras 1a
Biological process (GO): Ras protein signal transduction; protein phosphorylation
Cellular component (GO): cytoplasm
Molecular function (GO): protein kinase activity; ATP binding
Source: RefSeq, a predicted model, not a curated record